Carya illinoinensis is the source of this 1933-nucleotide messenger RNA. RefSeq names its product probable aldo-keto reductase 1. The coding region runs from base 735 to 1781 and encodes 348 amino acids. The transcript is spliced from 7 exons. The record is from RefSeq and is a predicted model, not a curated record. Lineage: Eukaryota; Viridiplantae; Streptophyta; Magnoliopsida; Fagales; Juglandaceae. Gene Ontology annotation, cellular component: cytoplasm.
AUAACUUAUUUUUAUUUAUUUUUACUAAGUAAAACGUACAAAAACAAAUAUUAUAAUAAGACGAUAAAACAUUCAAACAUUCAAAAAACACUAUGGCUUCCAACAGGCUAUCAAUAUGGACAAACUUUGCCCAUCAUUUCCGCUGUCAUCUAGCCCACGCCGUCUGCCCACUGUCAGGUUGUCAUCUAGCCCACAUCGCCUGCCCACUAUCUUUUUGUCUGUGAGUGCCCGACAAACACCCAUGUUCUCCUACAGCAAGCAACCGUGGGACUCAACGUUCGUAUGCUCCCUCUCCGUUCAGCGCCCUGCCUCCCAAGGCCCAAAGCUCAGCCGUUGCAAAACUCAGGCGCAGUUCUCCCCCAUAUCUCACGGCUUGAUUCCAAGCACGGCAAUAAACCAUGGGUCACCACCACCUUCUGCUCUGUGAGCUCCAAGCCCGUAAGUAGCAAAACGGACUGCACCAGUGAGCUCCUUUUUGCCGAACGCAGAGUUGCAAAAGACUGAAACUCACGGACUGCACCAUUUGAGUUCCAAGUUUUGAAGUUUGAUUCCAAGCUCACGGGUUGCACUAGUGAGCUCCUCUGUCAACGCAAGCACAGAUCGCAUUUGAUUCCAAACGGACUACACCUCAUACUUCUUCAAGCUUAUUGAACCUGUGAAAUCGCUGAGGGCUAGCGACGGAUCGUGAUGCAUGCACGACGGCUCAAGGCAAACAUCCUCUUCUUUCCAUCUCCAUGCACGUCUCCAGUGUUUCUCCAUGUUGCAACGCAACAUUUCGCACGCCGUGGUCCACACCCAGAGAGGUCUCAAAGUUGGGGUUUGGAUGUAUGGGACUGAGUGGAGCCUACAAUUCUCCUCUCUCUGAUGAGGAUGGAAUCUCAGUAAUAAAGUAUGCUUUCAGUAAGGGAAUCACUUUCUUUGAUACAGCCGACGUUUACGGGCCUCAUACUAAUGAAAUUCUGCUUGGGAAGGCCUUGAAACAAUUGCCAAGAGAGAAAAUUCAAAUAGCCACCAAAUUUGGCAUCGAAAGACUGGUAUUUUCUGAUAUGGUUGUGAAUGGUAGUCCCGAAUAUGUUCGCUCAUGCUGUGAGGCUAGCUUGAAGCGCCUUGAUGUGGAAUAUAUUGAUCUGUAUUAUCAGCACAGGGUAGACACAAAAGUACCUAUAGAAGAAACUAUUGGUGAACUUAAGAAACUGGUAGAAGAGGGAAAAGUCAAGUAUAUUGGUCUAUCUGAAGCCAGCCCUGACACAAUAAGGAGGGCACAUGCUAUCCACCCAAUCACAGCUGUACAAAUGGAGUGGUCACUCUGGGCUCGUGAUAUCGAGGAAGAGAUAAUUCCACUUUGCAGGGAACUUGGAAUUGGAAUAGUUCCAUACAGUCCUCUUGGUCGUGGCUUUUUGGCUGGCAAAGGAGUUGUGGAAAGUUUGCCCACAAAUAGCAGCUUGGCCAACCAUCAUCCUCGGUACCAAGGAGAGAAUUUGGACAAGAACAAGAUCAUUUAUACUCGGAUAGAAAGCCUUGCUAGAAAGCAUGAAUCCAAUCCUGCCCAGCUAGCAAUAGCAUGGGUUCUCGAACAAGGGGAUGAUGUUGUACCUAUACCUGGGACAACCAAGAUGAAGAACCUGGAUAACAAUAUUGGCUCUUUUAAGGUCAAACUUACAGGAGAAGCUCUAAAAGAGAUAUCUAAUGUUGUACCCAUCGAAGAGGUAGCCGGUGGUAGAAGCUAUACAAACACAGAUCAUUUAGAAUGGAAGUUUGCCAACACUCCACCAAAGAAAUGAUCCUCAUUACUUACACUUCAGUUAGCAGCAUGCUUAUGUGAACAUUUUGAGAAUGAUAUUAGUAUCGUUUAUCUUAUAUCAAAAGUUAUUAUUAGAUAUUUCAAACGUUUGUUCUUCACUAUUUUUAAGGAUCUUGCAGAACUUUGUGUGUA